UAUAAAACCACCCAGCUGACUGUCAGUAGAGAGGCAUUCUCAGCAGCACAAUCUGGGAGAUAAAAUGAGUCCAGCGGUCACCCUUUUUCUCAUUGGCGUCUCCAUGGCAUUGGCCGGGAGUGUUACCAUCAAGACCUUGGUUUUCUCCACUGAGACAAACAUCAAUUAUGUUGAGAUGAUCCCUCAGAAGAACCUGAACCUGAGGUCGUUCACUCUGUGCAUGCGGGUGGCCACAGAGCUCAGCGGUAGACGAGAGGUCAUCCUCUUUGCAUACCGGACCAGAAACCAUGACGAGUUGCAUGUGUGGCGUGAACUGGAUGGAAGACUGUCCUUUUAUCUAGCUGGAGGUGGUGUUUUAUUUAAAGUCCCUGAGCUCGGAGCCCUGCAGACCCACCUGUGUAUCACCUGGGAUUCCACUUCAGGUUUAGCUGCCCUCUUCCUGGAUGGCAAGAGGAGCUUAUCUAAAAUCUACAGGAGAGGUCACACUGUCAGGGCAGGAGGCAGGGUUAUCCUGGGACAAGAUCCGGAUUCUUUCCUGGGUGAUUUUGAUUCCGACCAGAGUUUUGUUGGUGAGAUCUUUGAUGUGAAUAUGUGGGACACUGUUCUGGCAGAUAGUGUGAUCCAAGGCAUGUUUGCAGGGAAGAGAGAACCAAGAGGAAAUGUUUUUGACUGGGAAAGCACAGAGCUGAGAAUUAACGGGGACGUCAAGGUUGUCACUCGUGAGCUGUAGCUAUAAUGUUUACCCACAGGAAUAACCCCAUUCUGCUGUAUGAAAUAAAGAUACUUUAUUGAUCAAAAUGUGCAUCAGUAUCACUGACAUGACUUCAGAUUACUGCUUUUUGAGGCCGAAUAAAAGUAUCUGCUGAAA
Molecule: messenger RNA, 868 nt
Organism: Haplochromis burtoni (Burton's mouthbrooder)
Lineage: Eukaryota; Metazoa; Chordata; Actinopteri; Cichliformes; Cichlidae
Product: pentraxin fusion protein
Exons: 4
Coding region: 65-730 (221 amino acids)
Source: RefSeq, a predicted model, not a curated record